AUGGGAGCGGAUGGAGGAACUAUUCCGAAACGGUGUGAGCUUGUGAAGGAAAGAAAGAAAAAGGAAAAGAUUGCAAAACACGUUAAAGAUGCGACAAAAUGGAAAAAUUGUCAAUUAACUCAAUUACCGUUGAGGAAGCCGGUAAUUGCUUGCCGAUUUGGCAAACUUUACAACAAAGAAGAUGUGAUCAACGCGAUUUUGAGCAAGACCAUUGCUAUGUCUCUGGUUGCUGCGCAUAUCAAAGGACCAAAAGACUUUGUCGAGUUGAAACUCGCCGAGAACAAGGAGUACAAGGGAGAAGAUGUUAAGGGCGAUGAAUACAACGAUGUUAAUCAAACUCAAUUCAUGUGCCCAAUCACAAAUACUCCGAUGAACGGCGUCCAAAAUUUUGUUGUGAACUGGCAGUGCGGUUGUGUGUACUCGGAAAAAGCUCAACAAGAAGUCAAAUGUGAUAAUUGUCAUGUUUGUGGCGGACCGUAUGAUCCAGAGAAAAUAGUGGUCCUCAAUCCCGACGAGCAAACAUUAGAGCUGUACAAAGCUCGUUGGGAAACUGAAAAAGCUGCAAAGAAGGCGGCGAAAGAAGCGAAGAAGUCUGGAAAAGUUGAAGUUGAAGCGAAACCUAGCUCAAGUUCAACUAUGACGAAUGUUCUUUCAGGCGAGAAGCUUAACAAAAAGAAGGUAGAAGCAACUAGCGAUGCGAGCAGAAAAAGAAAAGCCGACGUUUCUGAUAUCCAGUCGGAUCCAACAAAAUCUGAUACAUACAAGAAGUUGUUCACAACAUGUGAAGAUGCUAAGAAGAAAACUGAGGGUCAUUGGAUGCUCUCCGUGCCAUUGCGCACCGCGGCAAGAAAUCUCGUUCGAAUUCCGGCCAGAAGUCGGUUGAUAGUGACAUGUCAGACGAGAAACGUUUCAACCGCGGAUGUGUUUCGAGUUUCUGAAACAGCGACUCCCCUAGCUUCGGAUUUGCCACCCAUCCCAACUCCACCACCUCCUCGACGAACAAUUGAAGAAAUGAUUGAGUCUGGCGAAUCAGUUCUCGACGAGCUUGGUCUUUUCUCGUGGUACAAACCUUCGUCGUAUUUCCGUGUCGCUCUUGAAGGGAUUCACAAUUAUUUUGAUCUGCCGUGGUGGCUUACUAUCGUCUCAGCGACGGUUGCUCUUCGAUUAUUGCUCAUUGGGGUUCCGAUUAUGUCGCAAAAGCUUGUCGCCAAGCAGUCAAUGUACAGAAAAGAGCUCAAUGAGUUUCGAGAGCGAAUUGAAGAAGCGAGAAAAGAGAACAAUCAGCUAUUACAACAACAAAUUCUUAUUGAGCAGCGCGAUUUCUUCAAAUCCAAGGAUAUCCGAUUGUUCCGCCAAUUUGGUAUCAUGCUGGCCAAUGGUGCUGUGUUCGCCACACAAUUUUUCGCCAUUAAAAAAAUGGUCGAAGUUAGUUAUCCGGGACUGUCGACCGGCGGAACGCUCUGGUUCACCGAUCUCACUGCCACCGAUCCAUAUUUCGCACUUCCAUUCAUUUCGGCAGCCACAAUGGCUCUUGUGACGAAAGUCGGCAUCGAAAUGGGUACAACGUCGGAUCAAAUGCCGGCGAUGAUGCGCGUUUUCAUGCAAUGGGGACUACCGGUUGUCAUUUUUGGAGUUUCCUCGCAAUUCGCUACGGGACUUUGUGUUUAUUGGACCGCCUCUAACGUGAUGUCUUUGAUCUACGCUGGAGCAUUCCAUGUUCCAGCGAUACGCAAACUUUUCAAUAUUCCAGCCGUUGUUCCAGCACCCGUUGUACCAGGACAAAAAUCGGCGAUAUCACAAGUUUUGAAGAAUUAUAAAGAAAACAAAUCAAUUCCACCAUCAUUGGCUGAUUUACGCCAACGCGACGCGACAAGUUUCAAAAAGGCCGGACGUGGAAAACCGCUUAAUUAA
Molecule: messenger RNA, 1911 nt
Organism: Caenorhabditis bovis
Lineage: Eukaryota; Metazoa; Nematoda; Chromadorea; Rhabditida; Rhabditidae
Source: the annotation of a GenBank genome assembly